Molecule: messenger RNA, 6016 nt
Organism: Mugil cephalus (flathead mullet)
Lineage: Eukaryota; Metazoa; Chordata; Actinopteri; Mugiliformes; Mugilidae
Gene: camk2g2
Product: calcium/calmodulin-dependent protein kinase (CaM kinase) II gamma 2
Exons: 23
Coding region: 130-1980 (616 amino acids)
Biological process (GO): protein phosphorylation
Cellular component (GO): neuron projection; cytoplasm
Molecular function (GO): calmodulin binding; ATP binding; calcium/calmodulin-dependent protein kinase activity
Source: RefSeq, a predicted model, not a curated record
CUCUCUCUGAGCUCGAGUCUCUCUUCCCCCUCUGAGCCUUCACGAGCUCUCCUCCCAGAGACCUGCGCGAGGCGGCCACUGAAGCGCGAGGCGAAUAUCCCCCCCGCUCUCCCCGUUACUUCAGUCAACAUGGCUACAAUUGUAACCUCGACCAGAUUCACAGACGAAUACCAGCUGUACGAGGAACUCGGAAAGGGUGCCUUCUCCGUUGUCCGCCGGUGCGUCAAAAAGUCCACGGGCCAGGAGUAUGCUGCUAAAAUCAUCAACACGAAAAAGCUCUCGGCCAGAGAUCACCAGAAACUGGAGCGUGAGGCGAGGAUCUGUCGUCUGCUGAAGCAUCCAAACAUAGUACGACUCCAUGACAGCAUCUCGGAAGAAGGCUUCCAUUACCUUGUCUUUGACCUCGUCACUGGAGGAGAGCUGUUUGAGGACAUUGUUGCUAGAGAGUAUUACAGCGAGGCAGAUGCCAGCCACUGCAUCAAUCAGAUCCUGGAGAGCGUCAGCCACAUCCACCAGCAUGAUAUCGUGCACAGAGACCUCAAGCCAGAGAACCUGCUCCUGGCCAGUAAGAUGAAGGGAGCAGCAGUGAAGCUUGCAGACUUCGGUCUGGCCAUCGAGGUGCAAGGUGACCAACAGGCGUGGUUUGGUUUCGCUGGAACUCCGGGUUAUCUGUCUCCAGAAGUGUUGAGGAAGGACCCGUACGGCAAGCCAGUGGAUAUAUGGGCAUGUGGUGUGAUCCUGUACAUCUUAUUGGUGGGCUACCCCCCCUUCUGGGACGAGGACCAACACAAACUUUACCAACAAAUUAAGGCCGGUGCUUAUGAUUUCCCAUCUCCAGAGUGGGACACAGUUACCCCCGAGGCCAAGAAUCUGAUCAAUCAGAUGUUAACGAUUAACCCUGCCAAAAGAAUCACUGCCGACCAGGCCCUGAAGCAUCCCUGGGUCUGCCAACGCUCCACCGUGGCCUCCAUGAUGCACCGUCAAGAGACUGUGGAAUGUCUGCGCAAGUUCAACGCCAGGCGGAAACUCAAAGGAGCUAUCCUCACAACAAUGUUGGUGUCCAGAAACUUUUCAGUGGGACGGCAGCAUACCAGCCCUGCCGCUACCACCAGCACGGCCGCAAUGGCACAGGAAGCUUGCAAAACUUUACUAAAUAAAAAGUCAGAUGGUGUUAAGUCGCAGGGAAACAACAGUAAAAACAGUGUAGUAAGCAGCAGCAGCACCAAAGACAGCAGCAUGUCAUCUUCAGCUCCAAUGGAAGCCCAGACAACUGUUGUACACAACCCAGCUGAUGGCACCAAGGGCUCCACAGAGAGCUGCAAUAACACAGAAGAGGAGGAAAUGAAAGGUAGGAAAGCUGCUGCCGGUGAAUCUACUAGCACAGAGAGUGCAGGGUUAAGUCAGUGCAGCACUGUUGAGGAGCAGGCCCAGACCCCAUCUCCUCACAACCCACCAGCCUCCUCAGGUCCCCUGCAGAAGGCUGGUAGCAGCCCCUCUGUCCCUGCACCUCAGAGCUCCUGUGCUAAGCCAGAGUCUGCCCUCUUACCCCCCGCACGCAGCAGCAACCUGCAGCAGACUCGUAAACAGGAGAUAAUAAAGAUGACAGAGCAGCUGAUUGAAGCCAUCAACAAUGGAGAUUUUGAGGCUUACACGAGAAUUUGUGAUCCAGGACUGACUUCUUUUGAGCCAGAGGCCCUUGGAAACCUGGUGGAGGGCAUGGACUUCCACAAGUUCUACUUUGAGAAUCUUCUCAGUAAAAACAGCAAACCAGUGCACACCACCAUCCUCAACCCCCACGUCCAUCUGAUCGGUGAGGACGCUGCCUGCAUCGCCUACAUCCGCCUGACGCAGUACAUCGACACCCAGGGUCGGCCGCGCUCCUGCCAAUCGGAGGAGACGCGCGUGUGGCAUCGCCGCGACGCCAAAUGGCUCAAUGUGCACUUCCACUGCUCAGGAGCACCAGCUGCACCCCUGCAGUGAACUGAAUACCCGGGCCCAGCUUUGCCUGAACUCUAAAGCUGUUUGGAGCAUUUAUCCUCCGUGGUCGGAGCGGUGCCUGGAUCCUGGCUGGGAAGAGGCUGCUUGGAAAACACAAGUGUACAUUACAAAUUUACGAAAGGAAAACAAAACGUAAUCCAAAAUAAUAAAUAAAAAUAAAUCAUAUUUCAAAAGCUUGACUGAAUGACCAACCAACACCAAUCCAGUCCAAUCCUAGCUAUGAUGUUAGGGCUCGACCGACGUCGGCCCCUCCUUGCAGAUGGUGCAUGCUUCUGGCGGCAACACGAGGGUGUUGCUGUCCCGGUCCUUUUCUCCCAUGGCCUUUAUUUCCCCGUCUUUGUUUUGUCUGCCGUGUGGAAAGGUAUUAACGUGUUAAAAAAAAAAAAAACUAUAUAUAUAUAACAACUGAAAAACAAGUACACUUCACACAGUGAGUAUGACUGGGGCAGCAAGUAUAUCUGGAAAAAAUGUGAUUUCUUUUAGUCUUGACAGAACAGCAGAACGUCCACUUCAGUGCAAGUAUUGUUUGUUUUAUUGUUACCGGUUUUUGUGCGCGGGGUUAAGGGAAUGGACGCAACUAAUAUCUACUUAAUAUCAGAAUUCAGUUUCAGUGUCACCUUUGUGCAACGAUAUUUUCAAAGGGGUUAGGUGUUGUGAUAUUUUACUGAAGGGACCUUUAGUUUCAUUUUGUCUUUUUGUAUUAUGUGCUGUUAAGAGUUACGUAUUAUCUCCUGACUGAGGGAUAAUAUUUUAAAGUAUUUUGUGUUAAAAAAAAAACAAAAACAAUUUUUAAUCAAAAUGGGGAUUUUAUUUAACAGAGUUGUGUAUAAAUAAAUAUUUAUAUAGGAGAAUAGGGGAUGUGCUUUAAGGGUGUAGGGAGGGGGGUUUGGCAUGAUGAGUGUUUUUUUUUUGUUUUGUUUUGUUCUUUCUUGCUUUGAGGUCCCGCGGUGUAAAUAGAAACAAGUAUAUUUACACACAAACAUGCAUGUACAGUAGUCAAGGUCUCUGUGCUCCGACCUUUGAGGUGGAGCGUCUCUCGAGCUUUAGACACAACAUCCAGGCCAGCUCAUCCUGAAGUUGCAGAAGGCCUCCACCUGUCUGCCCUGACAAUGUCGAACAAUAGGUGGCGCCAUUGGUCAAAGUCUAAAGCUCCUCCAAUUUCUGAACUACCUAAUCCGACAGCACGGACACACUCUCGCGCCAACUUCUUACUUUUACUUUGUCUGUUUCUGUGUGUUUUGACGUGAAGCAUGAUUUAUUUGAACUAUCUAAUGGCCUGUACUGUUUUUGCACAGACACUUAAGACUCGAUGCUGUUGUGUUUGCUCUUCUGAGGGAGUGAACCUUUCUGCAACUUCAGGUUACACUUGCCAAAAUCCUUUCCUUCCACCCCACCCUACCUCUGCCCCUCUACUUCCAUCAUUCCUACUCUCCACAUCUGGUGUGACCAUUGCUAGCCAGUCCAUCACUGUCUUAGUAGCACCACGCUGUGUGAUGAUGAUGAUGAAGAUGUCACCGUCUCUUGUUCUGAUUGUGUUUUUAAAAGUUGUAUAUUAUCAGUCUUGGCUUGAUGUACUUCUGUGUGAAGUCCUGGCAUUAUUAAAAAAAAGCAUGUUAAAAGGGACUGGUCAGAAAAAGGCAUGACGGAAAGAGGGCUACGUCGACUAGAGGGCUGUGGGACCUGAUGGCAAUCAAUGGAUUUGGUCCCUUUUGUCAGUUUCUGUUGUAAAUGUUCUAGUUGUUAGUGUUUUGAUGUUGAUAUUUUUAUCAGUUGUUUUAGCCAGAACUUAAAAAGAACAUAUUAAAGGUUAAAAUGAAUGAAGGCUGAGACUGCCACUACCUGUUUUUAAUGUGCCCGCAGUCUCCUCACACACCGAACGCAGAACUUGAGACAAAAAAAAAAACAAAAACCUCUUUCUUACAUUGAAAUCCACAACAUUAUAUAAGCACACGAGAUCGAAGAUUCUCCCUUUGGAAGAGGACGAAACGACUGUCUGUGUCAGUGGUUGAACUUUUGCUGCACCGUUUUUUCACUGUAUCGUAGAAACUUUGUCAGUGUGUGACUUUGACUUCGUACCAGCAGAGGGGGUGAGCCUUGCCGUGUAUCCUUGUCCCGUGCUGCUCCACAGUAACCCAUGCACUACUUAGGCCGUUGCUGGUGGUCACCGACACGCAGUUAUCCUUCACAUCGCCACAUAUCACGUCUAUGAGCUGACACAGCCGAGCAGAUAAAGAAAACAAAAAAAAAACAGAAACGUAGUGAACCUUACGUGAGUCCCAUCCUCCCGUCUCCGCCGCCUGUGCUGUGACAUAUCCGACACGCCAUGAAAACUGUGCCCCUCCCCCUCGCUCCCUCUCACUUUUUGCACCAUGCGACGCGUUGUAAUACCCGUACUGAAACUAUGUGAUGUUUUUUAUGGCUCUCAGUAAUUGUCUGUGCGGUGGGCCGCGGCCCAGUUGUCUGUUGUUGCCACCAGUCUGACAAGAUGCUUUUCUUUCAUUUUGUGUGCGUGUAUGUAUGUAUGUGUGUGUGUGUGUGCGUGCGUGUAUUUCCACUUAGUCAUGGGAAUGUUUAAAUGGGAACAUAAGACGCCGUUUAACUUUACAAGUCAUCUAUAAUGAAGGUUUGCCAAAGUAUUUGGACAGUUCGCACAAAUUAUUCUCACCCCCGUUCAGAUCCGUCCGCUCUAUGGUCCUAGUCCACUAGUUUCAUAGCAGUGAACCUAUAACUAUAAGUAAUGUUUUUCUUCUGUUUGCGUUAGAUUUGGAUCUUAUUUCGAGGCCUAAAGAGGAAAAACUACCACAAGGACAGAUCACAUCCAGUUAAAGGUACCCUGUGGAGGUUUUGACCAACAGCAGCACUACAGAGGCAUUUAAUUUUUCAGACGCACUAUAACAUUCCACAUGCACAUUAUUCCACUGAUCUGAAAGUAGUGAUCACACACACGGUGUCAUGUGCCAACAAAAGACAAAAAACAAUGCAGGUAUCAAUAGGUUUUAUAGUUUAUAGAAAUACUGAACUCCACAGGACACCUUCAAUCAUUUUGUGACUGCAGGCUGGGAACUCAAGACCAGGCUUCAAAUUUUACUAAAUGAAUUGGUGGAAAAGAAUUGUACAAGUUUUGGACGGUGGUUUCCGAUGGAAUACAUCAACUCAUUGAGUACAAAGGUAGUGUUAUAAUUUUCAGUCACUCAUCUUAGCCUUUAGUCUUGUUAAAAAUAACAUGAUAAAACGUGAAGUUGAAUUUUUCAUCUUGGGUUUUGGUGCCAAUUUCACACAGAAUUACACACAUCUAACAGCAACAAGAGCAUUAUUUGUGAAGUUGAUUGUCCAAUCCUAAAAUGGUUUGAAUUAUUAAAUGUUUGAGUGCAAUAAGUUCUGUGAUAUUUAAAUUUCAGCAUUAAUAUUCAGUGGUAAUUAUGUCACUACUAUACAAAUUAUGAGCCAUCCAGUUUAAUGGAGUAACAUGACAGGGUAUUAGUUGUCAAAAGAACUAUCUGCAAAAGAAAAAUAAAGUGAGAAUGCAUCUUAACGGUACAAAUACUUUGGCAAAUGUUUAAUAUGCGUUAUUUACAACUCUGACUGAAACAAGGGCCCAGAAAGAUGCUGAAAUGCUUCAAACACAUGCUGGAAAAGGAUCAUUAAAAAAGACACACACACAAUCUUUAACAGCAACACUAUAUAUGCAGUUUUACAAAUAUAGGAAGAAAUAUGCAUGUCUACUUUCUGGUAAUUUUUCACUGUUUACUUGAUAAAGAAAUGGAAAUCUGUGUUAUUUGCAUCCUCGAGGUUAUGAAAUGGUUGUCUGAGAUAUCGAAAUCACGUGAUGUUAUCUCGCAUUAAAAUGCAUAAAAGAUUAGCAAAAGCCUUAGCUUGUAUGUGCCCCUUUAAAAGUACAUUUAUUGCAUUGUAACCUUACAAUAAAAGAGGGGGCUUCACAUGUCUAUACUCUGAGUUUCAAUUGGAUGCUGGAUUUUUGCAUGACCAUAAGUUAAUAAAAAUCAUACAUUAAAAUGUG